Messenger RNA from Pseudocercospora fijiensis CIRAD86, 1373 nucleotides. RefSeq lists its product as uncharacterized. NCBI's taxonomy places the organism in Eukaryota, Fungi, Ascomycota, Dothideomycetes, Mycosphaerellales, Mycosphaerellaceae. The record is from RefSeq and is a predicted model, not a curated record. The transcript has 3 exons. The coding region runs from base 1 to 1131 and encodes 376 amino acids.
AUGCCCAAGAUACCGAAGAAAGCGCAGACAGAGGGAUCGACGACAUUCGAUCCGGAUACAUUCUUCGAAUCAUGGCGAAAGGAAGAGAUCACGCCUCCAUACGAUAAUGACUUCAGAAAGUUCGUCAUCAAGGCGUUCGGCCUCAGUCCUAGAGACACUUAUGCCUACCGAGCGACCGCUGAAGUGACACUGCUACAAGCGCAGACGUACAUGGAAUUCGGCGCACAGAACGGUCUGCAUGGCUGGUACAGAGACAGUGAAGGUCAACUUCGUGCUCAGAGAAAUGCUCCCAAUGCUACGGACAUCGCUGCGUACACCGACAUAUUCCGCCCGACGACGAACACUUCCAAAGCGCUGAUCGCGUUGGCAUCGAACGCGAAGAAAGAGACGAUACGGGCUGAUGUAGCCAAGCAUCUGCAGUCCCUCUAUGCGCCGCCGGACUCUUCGCUGAAGCUAGUGGUCAACAAGUCCAAAACACACGUGAAUCCAUCGUUUGAUGUAUGGGCUUGGUCAAACCAGAAUCUGGAGUGGGCAGGCCCUGAAGCGAGUACUGCCAACAUUAAGAUUAGCCACGCCAUUUUGCCGGUGCUGUAUCACCACUUCGGCUGCGUCACGCCAUCGUACGAGGCAUUGUCCUAUAUUCAGCAGAUCGCUCGUGGGCGCACGAUUCUGGACAUUGGCAGCGGGAAUGGGUACUGGGCGUAUAUGCUCCGUCGCUUCGAGAGCAACGCUAAGAAAGCGCUGAAAGUCACCGCUGUCGACAACGGCCUAAGUGAAUGGAGGACAAUGUGGAUUGGUGACACCAUAGAAGCCGACGGCUAUUCAUGGCUUCAGCAGAACCAGGGCGGCAAGGAUGGCGUCCUUCUGCUCGUCUAUCCCAUGGUUGGGGAGGACUUCACCUCAAAGAUGAUCAAGGCCUACAAGGGCACGACUAUCAUAGCAGCGGGCUCGCAAAACGGCAAUGGCUACACUGCUUUUGCCAAAGAAACCAUCGAUGCCUGGGUGGCACGAGAAAUGCCUUCAUGGAGCAAAACGCUACAAAUCCCUCUUCCUUCGUUCGCAGCCAAGGAUGAGGCUCUAUUCGUUUUCGAGAAGAUAGAGGCCAACGGGCAAGGCGGAAACGGGGCUUGAUCAAAGCAACACAAUACAAGAAGGCGCCUCGAAUAGCAUCGCAGCGCAAACGAGUCAGCGUGGCUACGAGAAAGCACUUGUUGAGGAUGCGAUGGUGGUGUCGGAGGCACGUGCUCAUAUGCAUGUUGCUCGGUUUGGCUGGGCCUUAUUCCCCAGUAUUCCCAUCGCGCUCCCGUAGAAGCUAGAAGUAACCAGUUAGAAUAUGUGCAUCUGCCGUGGAAGUGGCUCGACGGCAAAGCUCG